Molecule: messenger RNA, 1470 nt
Organism: Scomber scombrus (Atlantic mackerel)
Lineage: Eukaryota; Metazoa; Chordata; Actinopteri; Scombriformes; Scombridae
Product: acidic mammalian chitinase-like
Exons: 11
Coding region: 1-1470 (489 amino acids)
Biological process (GO): carbohydrate metabolic process; chitin catabolic process
Cellular component (GO): extracellular region
Molecular function (GO): chitin binding; chitinase activity
Source: RefSeq, a predicted model, not a curated record
AUGGGCAAAGUACUGUUUGUGACGGCUCUGGCCCUGCUGCUGCAUGCGCAGCUUGGCUCAUCCUUCAUACUGUCAUGCUACUUCACAAACUGGGCUCAGUACAGACCACCCCCAACCAUUUACAUGCCCAAUGAUAUCGACCCAUGCCUGUGUACCCAUCUUCUGUAUGCCUUCGCCACCAUAAAGAACAACCAACUGGCCACCUACGAGUGGAAUGAUGUGGAGCUUUACAGUCAGUUCAACGGCCUGAAAAACCAGAAUGGAAACCUGAAGACUCUUCUUUCUGUCGGAGGAUGGAACUAUGGCUCCACAGGUUUCUCGCAGAUGGUGUCGAGCCCUGCCAACCGUCAGACCUUCAUCACCUCAGUCAUUACAUUCCUGAGAAAGUAUGAGUUUGAUGGACUUGACAUUGACUGGGAGUAUCCAGCCAACAGAGGAGGCUCUGCUGAUGAUAAGGAGAACUACUCAGUUUUCCUGGAGGAGAUGAGAGCUGCCUUUGAGAAUGAGGCCAAGCAGAGCAACAGGGCUCGUCUUCUGAUGUCUGCUGCUGUGUCGGCUGGAAAGGACACCAUUGAAUCUGCUUAUCAGAUUCCCAAGCUUGGCCAGUCGCUCGAUAUGAUCAACGUCAUGUCAUAUGACUUCCAUGGCUCUUGGGACCCCAUGACUGGUGAGUGCAGCCCCCUGUUCAGAGGCCCAAGUGACCAAGGUGGCUUCAUCUAUUUCAAUGUGGACUAUGCCAUGAACUACUGGAAGAGCCAGGGAGCCCCAGCUGAGAAGCUGAUUGUUGGUUUUCCUACAUAUGGCAACACAUUCACUCUUAAGAACGCUGCUAACCACGGCGUUGGUGCACCUAUUUCUGGUCCUGGAAGUCCUGGAAAGUACACACAAGAGGCCGGAGAACUUGCCUACUUUGAGAUCUGUGGCUUUUUGAAAGAUGGAGCAACAGUGGUUUGGAACCAGGCCCAGGAUGUGCCAUAUGCUUACAAGGGAAACCAGUGGGUGGGAUAUGACAACAUCAAGAGCUUCCAGCUCAAGGCUGAGUGGGUGACCAAGAAUAACUUUGGAGGUGCCAUGGUGUGGACCAUUGACAUGGAUGACUACUUGGGCACUUUCUGUAACCAGGGAAAAUAUCCACUGAUUAAUGUUCUUAAAAAGGCCCUUAAUCUGGAACAAGCAUCCUGUGCCCCUCCUGCCACUAAACUUCCACCAAUCGCAGGAGUGAGCACGACUUCUGGUAGCAGCUCUGGAGGAAGCUCCAGCGGAGGCUCCAGUGGUGGCAGCUCCUCCAGUGGGGGAUCUGGCACCAGUGGCAUGAACGGCAGCUUCUGCGCUGGAAAGGCCAACGGCAUGUACGCCAACCCAACAAACAAGAACCAAUUCUACAACUGCAGCGCCGGAAAGACCUACCUUGAGCACUGUGCCACUGGUCUGGUCUUUGACAACUCCUGUUCUUGUUGCAACUGGGCCUAA